Prunus persica (peach) is the source of this 576-nucleotide messenger RNA. RefSeq lists its product as uncharacterized. Lineage: Eukaryota; Viridiplantae; Streptophyta; Magnoliopsida; Rosales; Rosaceae. The record is from RefSeq and is a predicted model, not a curated record. Bases 1 to 576 code for a protein of 191 amino acids. The transcript has 2 exons. Gene Ontology annotation, molecular function: nucleic acid binding; zinc ion binding.
AUGAGGCUAUGUGGGGAAGAUAUAUCUGAGGAGGAUAUGCUCGAAAAAACUCUGAGCACUUUUCAUGCUUCAAAUGUCUUCCUUCAGCAGCAAUACAGACAUAGCGGUUUCAAGAAGUACUCGGAACUUGAAGUGAAUGCCACUUCAUCUCGUGGUAGUAUCCACAAACGUGGGCGAGGGGGCAAGCGUGGCCGCUGGCAAGGAAGCAGAAAAGAUCGUGGUGCUCGUUCAGAGGGUUUCGGUCCAAGAAGCGGUCCAUCCACGAAUGGCAAAAAUACAUCCCGUAAUAAGGGAAAGGCACAGAUGAGCCAUGUGCCUAGAAAUGUUGAAAGCACUUGUCACAGAUGUGGUGCAAAGGGACACUGGGUGCGCGCAUGUCGUACGCCCAAGCAUUUGGCGGAUCUCUAUCAAGCUUCACUUAAGAACAGGAAAGUGGAGAUAAAUUAUAUUGAUCAUGCUCCACCAGCCACAGAUGGCUCAUCAGAAAUAUCGCGUCAGCUAAACAAGACGCAUCUGGAUGUUUCUGACUUUGUUACUGAAAAAGGGAAUGAAGCUUCUGAGUCCGAAUUAGAUUAA